CUAGGAAUGAGGCUCAAGUCUGAACUCCCGGGAGACUGCUGUUUUGAACUGGCUCUUGGGGUGACGCUGCGGGUUGUGCAAGCCUUGAACAGUGGGGGCACUAGGACCAGGAGCGAGAUGCAUGCUUGGCUCCCUUGUAUCUGGCAGAGGGUUGCUGGAGCCGUUUGAAAGGAAACCAACUGGGCAGUGCCUGCCGGCUUUACAUCUGUUGAUCUGACCUGACUCAAGGCAUCUAAAGGAGGAUGUCUGUCAUCUUGGCUUGACUGAACCCCCAACAGCUCUCCCCAGACAUCCUGUAGAGCAUGCAGAGGGGGAAGAAACAUGGGACUAACCACCAGAACAGAAUGGACAAGAGCAGGGUGAGAGAGAAGCAAACAACACACCCGGAGACCCUUUGCAGAAGACAAUUAACAAAAUCCUCUCAGAGGGGACCCAGGAAGGUCCCAGGCUCCUGUGGCUUUCUGAUGCCAAGGAGCAGUGGGUCUCACAAGCACUGUUAGCAAAUGUCAGGUGGAGUAAAAGGAGCAGGUGACUGACAAAAAGCCUUUCAGCUGGAACGAACAGCCCAGGUUCAAUUACAAGCCUGAAGGUGCCUGGAGCGCAAGGAGGAAGCAAACUUGCACAGGACCUGUUGCUUUGGGCAAGUGGCUGCGACAUGCUCCUGAGGAAGAGAGCCAGGAGCAGACGCUGUAGGCUUCAGUUCCUCCUGCCCCUCCUGACGCUGGGAUGUGUCCUGAUGAUGGUGACCAUGCUGCAGCCUCCCCUGCCCACCCUGCCCCAGGCUGUCCCAGCCCAGGCCAGCGAACGCAGUCCUGACACUGGGUAUCGCCUGGACUUCGGGGACUCUCAGGAAUGGGUUCUGGAGGCAGAGGGUGAGGAGUACAGUUUCUUGGACAGCCUGCCGCCUUUCAUCUCCCUGCAGGAGGAUCAAUUGCUGGUGGCAGUGGCCUCACCCAGAGCUAGGAGGAAUCAGAGCCAGGGCAGGAGACGGGGCAGCUACCAGUUCAUCAAGCCCUUGAGCAGGAGGCAGGAUGAGGAGGCCCCCGAGAGGGAUUGGAGGACUGAGGAAGAUGGGGAGGAAUCAGAAGAGGUGCUGACCCCCCUCAGCCAGGAUUUGGAUGGCCUCAACAAGGCGGUCAGUGCCCGCCUGCCCCUGAGGAGAGCCCUGCCCGAGGUCCGGCACCCACUGUGUCUACAACAGCGCUUUGCAAGUGGCCUGCCUACAGCCAGCGUCAUCCUCUGCUUCCAUAACGAGGCCUGGCCCAUGCUCUUGAGAACCGUGCACAGCAUCCUGGACACAACACCUAGGGCCUUGCUGCAGGAGAUCAUCCUUGUAGAUGACCUCAGCCAGCAAGAACAGCUGAAAUCUGCUCUCAGUGAAUAUGUGUCCAAGCUAGAGGCCGUGAAGUUGCUCAGGAGCUACAAGAGGCUCGGUACCAUCGGGGCCCGGAUGCUGGGGGCCGCUAGGGCCACGGGGGAUGUGCUGGUCUUCAUGGAUGCCCACUGUGAGUGCCACCGGGGAUGGCUGGAGCCCCUCCUCAGCAGAAUAGCCGACGACAGGAGCCGAGUGGUGUCUCCAGUCAUAGACGUGAUUGACUGGAAGACGCUUCAGUACUCUGCAUCCACGGAGCUGCAGAGAGGGGUGCUGGAUUGGAAGCUGGAUUUCCGAUGGGAGCCCCUGGAGGAGCAGGAGCGGAAGGCCCUCCCAUCCCCCAUCAGCCCCAUCAGGAGCCCUGUGGCACCCCGAGAGGUGGUGGCUGUGGACAGACAUUACUUCCAAAACACCGGAGCUUACGAUCCUCUUCUGUUGCCGCAGGGCAGUGACAAUCUUGAGAUAUCCUUCAAGGCCUGGCUCUGUGGUGGUUCUGUUGAAAUCCUUCCCUGCUCGCGAGUGGGACACAUCUACCAAAGCCAAAGUGCCAGCUCCAGGACAGACCCUGAGUCCAUCUUGAAGAACAAGGUUCGCAUUGCUGAGACCUGGCUAGGGCCCUUCAAAGAAACCUUCUACAGGCACCUCCCAGAGGCCUUCGCUCUGAGCAAGGUUGCAAAGCCAGACUGCACAGAGCGCUUGAAGCUGCAAAGGAGGCUGGGAUGCCGGACAUUCCACUGGUUUCUGGCCAAUGUCUACCCCAAGCUGUAUCCAUCUGAGCAUAGGCCCAGGUUCUCUGGAAAGCUCCACAACACUGGACUUGGCUUCUGUGCAGACUGCCAAGCAGAAGAGGAUAUCCUGGGCUGCCCCAUGACGUUGGUUCCCUGCAGUAACAACCGGCAGCAGCAGAGCCUGGAGCACACCAGCAGGAAGGAGAUUCUCUUCGGCAGCCAGCAGCACCUGUGCUUCGAUGUCAGGCAAGAGCGGGUGAUUCUGCAGACGUGCAUGGAAGAAGGCCCCACCAUCCAUCAACAGCACUGGGACUUCCAGGAGGAUGGAAUGAUCGUCCACAUUCUUUCUGGGAAAUGCAUGGACGCUGGGGUUCAGCCAAACAGUAAGGAUUUGUACUUGCGUCAGUGUGAUGGUGAAACCAGCCAGCUGUGGCGAUUCGACCAGGUCCAUCCCGUGGAUGAACGAUGAGAGACAUCGGUGGGAGCAUAAAUGCACACUCAGCAUCUGCUGAGCUCUGCUCUGGUGUCUCCUGAGCCAGGCUCUGAGUCUGCGCUUCUGGUUAGGAGAGAGGAAAGUGCCGUAAAAACAGCAAAUCUCUCCUUGUACCUUGUGUCAUUGACUGUAGGCUGUUUUGUUUUUUAUUUUGUUGUUGUUGUUUUUGUUGUUGUUGUUUCUCUGUAUAGCCUCGCUCUGUACACUGGGCUGUCCUGGACUCACAGAAAUCCCCCUGACUCUUCCUCUGGAGUGCUGGGAUCAAAGGCGUGCCCUGGCACCUCCCAGCUAUGUUGGCCCUUUGUUUGCUUGUUUGUUUUUGAAAGAAAAACAAUGGAUUCAUUGUCCUCAUCACCAGAAAUGACCAUCAUGAAGUAGAGCAGACUCCCCUUCCCUCCGCCCCCCACUGCCCACUUAACAUUUGCUUUUAUCCCCAGACUGUGGCAGGCCUUGGCGUCAUGUGACAGCACUUCCAGGGGUCAUCAAAUCAAGAAGAUAAAUGUCCUAACUUCACGGAGCCCUUACUGGGACAGAGCACGUGGCUUGUGGUGAAGGGCAUGUGAUGGCCUGUCGAUCCCAACCUUUUGAUUAGGCUUGCUCACAUGCAUUUAGUGUUCAUUCCUUAAACCCCAGCUCCCACAGAAGCGGAGCAGACAGAGAGGAAUGGGGUGGGGCUGAGAGGAAGAUGGGAGACCGAUUUCUAGCCCAACUCUUCAACUCAGCUCAGCUGGUCAGGAUGUUGUCCAUCUUCAGGACAGCUUCCUUGAAGCUUUCUACCUCCAUUCCCCUUCAUCCAUCUCAGGCAUGCACAACCAGAUUUCCUUGCAAUGCCACCUGUGCUGGCAUCUGACACCUGAGCGUUGUCAUGGACAACAGCAUCACAGUAGAGAAACUCUCCUAAUGCCCUGAUAGGAGAGCAGUGUUCGCUUGACGAGGAAUAGCAGCCUUGGAAAGCGGGCAACCCUCCCCUGAAGGGAAAUGCCGACAGCAAAAGCCAAAAUCUUUACAAGGCUAAAUAAAUCUGGCUCUUAAAUAUCCCUGAGGUUCGAAAGGGCCGUCUACAAGCCCUCAAUGAUUGUUCGAGACCCUAAAUGAGGUUUCCAGUUAAAUGCUCACACAGUUGAGGGAAAAUCCACCACAAGGGUUGCUGAGUGAGUUAGGGUACUUUGAGGGAAAAAAAAAAGAAAAACACUUGCCCAUUUCUCUCUGGAUGGAUUUAGCUCUCUAGAUGGUAAGCUUAGAACCUUGCUGUUAAAGAUGCCUUUGUCCUCCGGGCUGUCUCAGAAUACAAUUGUUUGAAAGAAGAACUGAGGAAUAGGUGUGGGUUUCUACACUACCUGACAUAAUGCAUAUUCCUUCUCCAUCUUCCAAGACAAUGCCCACUGCGUUUCUCCAGCCUUAUCCCAAAUGAUCCACACUGGGUUUGUGGCCAUUCUGAUGGGAAUUCACUGCAAUUCUGGAAAAUUUCAAACUCUUUCUUGGUUGUACUGGCUACAUUUCAGGGGUUCAGUAGCCAUCUUUGGCUAAUGGCUACUGGACCUGAGAACACAGUUAUAAAUAAGCCACCAUCACAAACACUAGAGCUGGCUAGCAGCAGACAGGUCCACCCCCAUGAAGGGAUAGCCACUGGCUUCUUCCUUCAGACCUGGAUGAAGUGAAAACUGUUCAAAUGACAACCUUGUAAAGGAUAGUACGGCUGAAGAACAAACAUUUUGAAAUAGCUUUAUUUUGAAACGAACUCCAAUAUUAGCAUUGUGAGUAGCUGAAGUUGUUGGGAUAAAUUAAUAUAAUUUAAUAAAAGACUAAACUCU
Messenger RNA from Meriones unguiculatus (Mongolian gerbil), 4404 nucleotides. RefSeq names its product polypeptide N-acetylgalactosaminyltransferase 15 (gene Galnt15). The record is from RefSeq and is a predicted model, not a curated record. The transcript is spliced from 10 exons. Lineage: Eukaryota; Metazoa; Chordata; Mammalia; Rodentia; Muridae. Gene Ontology annotation, cellular component: Golgi apparatus. The coding region runs from base 656 to 2569 and encodes 637 amino acids.